AUGAGUCUGGGAAAGCUUCCAGGGAUUAAAGGCCUUGUGUCGGGCUCUCAGGGGAAACGGCGCUUCAAGAGCGAGCUCUCCGUGGAUAUGAUCAGCCCGCCGCUGGCUGACUUCCGACACACCAUGCACGUCGGACGUGGAGGGGACGUGUUUGGCGACACUUCCUUCCUGAGCAACUAUGGGGGUGUCAAGGAACCAGGAAGUCCAGACUCAGCGAGCAGCUCCAAGUCAACCGGUUUCUUCACGCGCACCUUUCGGCACGUGCGGCGGACGUCUGGUCCCAGGACCCGAGCUGGUUCCCGAGACUUGUCAUCCCCUCCUCCAGACAUCUCACCCAUCAUUAAAAAUGCCAUCUCUUUGCCUCAGCUGAACGUAGACUCCGUGAAUGGAUGCCUCCAGGGGGCGCUGUUCCCAAACUCCAUCAGCUCAGUGGACGAUUCCUUCUGCGCCUAUGGUGUCCAGUCUGGAUUUGUCACCCUGCCUCGAUUCUCCAGACUUGAGAGAGAGUUCCAAGAUGGAGACAGCUGGAGAAGGUCUUCUCUGACUCGCUCAGAUUCCCUCACUUCAUUCACCGUCGACCUCGGCCCGUCUCUCAUGACCGAAGUGUUGAGCUUGAUUGACAACCCCGGCUCCCUUCGAGUGUCCAACCACAGCCAGGCUGCAGGUGAGGAAGAGGAAAAAGAUGAAGACAGCUCAUUCAUGGAGACACCUGUGCAGACCCCUACCGUGACUUCACCCAACCCUUCCAUGUGCAGCGAGUCACUCAGUCACAACAUGAAUGGAAGACAGAGUUAUAAUCAGACAGGGACAGAGGACGGGAGGAUUACGAGGACACGGGACAUGUCUUCUGGGUUUUCUCACAGAGAGGAGCCAGUAAUGGAGGCAGAGCGGUUCCAUAAAGCAGCUGAUGUUCUGGCUCGUCACUACGGUGGAGGCUCCUUCUCAAGAGGAACGAGGACGAGCAGCAAAGUGGCAUCGCCGGCUCUUUACAGGAAUCACAAAAAAUCAUACGCCUUCUCCGAGGACGAGGAGGAGGAGGAGAUCAAAGUUUAGAUUUCAGGACUCAGAAACCCAUCGAUACAUGUAAAACAGAGAUGAACAAUAAUCCUGUUGAAACAUGAAUUAUUAUUUAUGUUAUCUAACAAACACACAGAUCUUUUUUCUACUUUUUAAAUAGAUUUAUUAUUUCUAACCUGAUGCAAUUAUGAUGCUCAGCAAACUCUCGGCUGUUUACUUAAACGUUUAAACAUAUAAAAACUAUAUUUGUGAGUUCAUCAUUUACUCAGAAUCAUUAUGUUAAUACAUUAUUUUACACGCCUAUAAAUAAUCUAACUCGUGUUUUAUGCUGUGUACAUUUGUAAUAUUUAUCUGAAGACUUUGUGAUAACUUCCUGUAAAAAGUGUAAUGUUCAACUACUUAGACUACAUUACACGGUAGUGUUAGAAUUGAUGUUCACCUCCUCUGGUUACCUGCACCCUGAUUAAAACAGUAUUAUUUAACCAUC
This is a messenger RNA of Nothobranchius furzeri (turquoise killifish), 1504 nucleotides long. RefSeq names its product CDC42 effector protein (Rho GTPase binding) 1b (gene cdc42ep1b). The record is from RefSeq and is a predicted model, not a curated record. Gene Ontology annotation, cellular component: cytoplasm; membrane. Gene Ontology annotation, biological process: positive regulation of actin filament polymerization; regulation of cell shape; positive regulation of pseudopodium assembly. NCBI's taxonomy places the organism in Eukaryota, Metazoa, Chordata, Actinopteri, Cyprinodontiformes, Nothobranchiidae. Gene Ontology annotation, molecular function: small GTPase binding.